This is a messenger RNA of Porites evermanni, 351 nucleotides long. Lineage: Eukaryota; Metazoa; Cnidaria; Anthozoa; Scleractinia; Poritidae. The record is from the annotation of a GenBank genome assembly.
GAACAAAGAAAAAUCAUUGACCACUUAUCCUGCAAAUCUAAAAAUCUUCUCUACUUAAUUCAAUGCAACAAAUGUAAAUGCCAGUACAUUUUAGAGACCAAACGCCAACUAAAUGAACGAUUUGGAGAACACUGUCGAUCCACCUUGAACCACCAACAACUCAGCGAUCCCACUCCUGUCUCCUUACAUUUUAAUCAAGCUGGACAUUCAAUAAACGACGUCACCCUAAUCCCACUUGAACUCAUACGCAGCAACCGUGACGCAGUGAGAAAGGCUCGGGAGGCUCAUCUAAUACACAAAGGGAACACAUCAUCUCCUCUAGGAAUAAGUAGACGUGACGAAGCUCACUGA